CCUCCUCCACCAGAUUACUUUUCAUCUCACACAAUUCUUGCUGCUCGAAAUGGAGAUGUUGAUAGCAUCAACAAGGAAGUGUUGGGACAGAUGAGAGGCGCAGAAAGGACCUACUUCAGUGCUGAUAGCAUCAUCCAUGAAGAGGAUACAGUUGGUGAUGCACAGCAGAAUGACUACCCAGUCGAGUUUUUGCGAUCCCUCAGUUCUUCUGGUUUGCCUCCUGGUGAGCUGUCUUUGAAGAUU
Messenger RNA from Suillus subalutaceus, 243 nucleotides. RefSeq lists its product as uncharacterized. NCBI's taxonomy places the organism in Eukaryota, Fungi, Basidiomycota, Agaricomycetes, Boletales, Suillaceae. The annotation marks the transcript as partial. The transcript has a single exon. The record is from RefSeq and is a predicted model, not a curated record.